This is a messenger RNA of Alosa sapidissima (American shad), 3228 nucleotides long. RefSeq names its product elongation factor for RNA polymerase II 2 (gene ell2). Gene Ontology annotation, molecular function: cis-regulatory region sequence-specific DNA binding. Gene Ontology annotation, biological process: positive regulation of transcription elongation by RNA polymerase II; transcription elongation by RNA polymerase II; snRNA transcription by RNA polymerase II. The record is from RefSeq and is a predicted model, not a curated record. Gene Ontology annotation, cellular component: transcription elongation factor complex. NCBI's taxonomy places the organism in Eukaryota, Metazoa, Chordata, Actinopteri, Clupeiformes, Clupeidae.
AGCACGUGCAUCGUUAAACGCAAACAAACAGGCGGCAUUGUCAGCUAUGGACAAAACACUGGUAGUUAGAUAGUUUAGCUUUCUGUCGCACGUACACAGCAGAAGUUACUGUUGCACAUUUCAGAAGAUUUAAAGGGAAGGUAGGAGAAAAAUGAGAGGCCAAUCAGACUCACAAUUUUAGAACUAACCCUUUCGGGAGUCCCUCCCUCCACUGUCCCGGCGAAGCAGAGUUGUUCAGUAUAUGCCCAAUCGUCAGAGGGACUAUGGUGGAAGGCUGGUAAAGAUGGCGGCUCUCUCCGAGGAUGGGAGGUACGGACUGAAUUGUAGCCGACGGAAUGCGAGCAAAAUCACAGUAUUGCACGUAAAACUGACGGAGACAGCCAUACGAGCGCUAGAAAACUACCAAAACUGUAAGAAUGUACCGUCCUCGCAGCCAACUAUACAUUUCCAGGGACUUCAAGGGCGUAUUAAGAUUCCCCGGAUGGACGCCCCUGACAGCGCUAACUUUGAUUUCUACUUGUCAAAUGUUGGCAAGGAUAACCCUCAGGGCAGCUUCGAGUGUAUCCACCAGUACAUGUCCAGUUCUGGCACCCCGCACCUGGCGUCUCUGGGCACGAUACAGGACAAGAUCACUGUCUGUGCCACCAGCGAGUCCUAUCAGGUGACCCGCGAGCGCAUGACUCAGGUCGAGGAGGACUCGCGCAAGAAGAGCACCAAAGUCAUCAAGCCCGGUGGCCAGUUCAGAGGUAAAACCGUUCAGAUGCGCAAGCCGGCGCCCUCUGCCCCGGACCCAGUCCCCGAGCGCAAGCGCUCCACGCCCAUCAACCCAGCUAGCACUAUCCGCAAGUGCCUGACCAACAACCCGGUAGCGCAGCGGCCGUACCGGGACCGCGUGAUCCACCUGCUGGCCCUGCGUUCCUACAAGAAGCUGGAGGUGCUGGCGCGCCUGCAGCGCGACGGGGUCAGCCAGAAGGACCGCAGCUCGCUGGGCAGCACCCUGCAACAGGUGGCCAACUUGAACCCCAAGGACAAUUCCUACUCUCUAAAGGACUUCAUCUACCGCGAGGUGCAAAGGGACUGGCCCGGCUACAACGAAGAUGAGCGCACGCAGCUGGAGCGGCUUCUGACCCGGAAGGGUAUUCUGCCGGAGAGCCUGCCAUCCACCAGUCCGCCGAAGGAGUCAGUCCCCACGUCCCCACAGAAACGCCAGCUAGAGGGUGACUUCAUCGACCCUUUGAUGCCCAGGAAGCCGCGCAUCUCCCACCUCUCCAGCCGAGCCCCCCCACCCCCUCCUCCCCCCGCCUCCCUCUCCUACUCCACCCCCUCCUCCUCCUCCUCCUCUGACCGGCGCUCCAGCGCGGCGCCUCCGCCCCCUCCCCCCUCGGCGGCCUGCCCCGGGCCGGCCGCCUCCGCCUCCUCGUCCUCGUCCUCGUCCCGCCCGCCGCCCACCGGCUCCACCUCCAACUCGCCCAGCACGCCCGAGGGCCGCGGCUCGCAAGACCUGCCCCUGGACCAGAGCUCCACCUGCGCCGAGGCGGCCGACCGCUACGACCGCCCGCUGCUGCCGCUGCCGGCGUCCGCCGCCUCCCGCGCCCACUCGCCCAGCCCCCCCCCCCUCCUCCGUCAGGCCCGCCCACGCGCCUCCUCCGCCUCCUCUGCCGCCCACGCGCUCCCCCACGCCCGCGCCUCCCCCGACAGCGGCGUCAGCAGCAGCAGCAGCAAGAAGCCCAAGAAGAAGUCCAAGAAGCACAAAGAGAAGGAGCGGGAGCGAGAGCGCGGGAGGGAGGAGAAGAGGGAGAGGAGGAUAGAGGAGCGGAGGGAGGAGGAGAAGGCCACGGUGGUGGUGGUGACCACGGAGGAGGACGAGAGGCCCAGGAAGAAGCACCGCACGGAGGAGAAGCACACGCCGGCCCACAGGAGUCCCAGCUCCGAACACGAAGAUGGGAAAGACAGGACUGUCCACUCCACAGAAGUGUCCAGUGCACCACUCGCCCCAGACUACAUCACUAAGUACCCAGCAGUGGUGUCUACGGACCAGAGGCAGCGCUACAAGGACGACUUCAACUCCGAGUACGACGAGUACCGCGUGCUGCACGCCCGGGUGGACGGCAUCAACCGCCGCUUCACCCAGCUGGACGCCCAGUGCCGCCGCCUCACGCCGGGAUCCAAAGAGUACCAGGAGGUGCACGAGGAGGUGCUGCAAGAGUACAAGAAGAUGAAACAGCACAACCCAAACUACUACGAGGAGAAGCAGCGCUGCGAGUACCUGCACAACAAGCUGGCCCACAUCAAGCGACUCAUCGCAGAGUUCGACCAGCGGCGGGCCCAGUCCUGGCGCUAGCGGGCGGUGGCGAGGAUGGGGGACGGGGGGGGGGGGGGGGGGGGCGGGGGGAGUGCCAGGGGACCACUACACUGGGAUGCCCAAACCUUCAUUUCAAAGUGUGAGAGCGAGGCGGGGGUGAUAUGGAAGAGGUAAAAAGAACUCCCUUCCCUCCGUGACCUCCCCCCCCCCAAAUACACCUCCUCCUCCUGCCUCACACACUCUCCUUUGGUCUGUAAGAUGCCUCCCCACCCCACACUCCUUCCUCUUUUCUCUAUUACUCGUUCUCAUCCCAAAGGUACUGUUGCCAUGGCAAUGGCGGAGGAACACCCCUGUGAUGUCAUCAUAGAGAUGGGAGUUGGUGGAGCUUCACUCUGCAAAUCUUUUUGAAGGACUAUACAAGAGAAAAAAAAAACCUAUAUGAAAAAAAAUUAAACUUAUUUUUUUCGAAAAGCAAAAAAAGAAUAUAUUCUAUCUGUAGCUACCUGUAUUUUGAGAGAAGAACGGAGGAAAGAGAUGUAUUUAUUUUUUGUUUUUGGAGCAAAGAGGAGAAGGAAGGCUACAAUGGAGGAGUGUUGCCAAGCGACCCACAUGUCCAGCGCAAUCUCUCUGUUAGAAUCAUUUCUUUCCUCAGAGCAAUGCAAUACCUGCAGGCCUUACCUGAUCAGGGGACUUCCUGAAGCCUUUUGCACAGGAGAGGGUAUGCGAUGUGAUAUGGUAUAUAUAUGUGUGUGUGUGUGUGUGAGAGAGAGAGUGGGUGGAUGGGUGGGGUGGCAACUAGGAGCCCAUUAGCCCCCAACACAGGUGGCUUCUGGAACCAUGACCCCUGACAUUAGAUGCCGUCAGGAAGCUGCAUCAGUAUUUAGGCCUGGUGAGGGGUGUGUGUGUGGGGGGGGGGGGGGGGGAAG